Schistocerca piceifrons (Central American locust) is the source of this 911-nucleotide messenger RNA. RefSeq names its product cytochrome c oxidase assembly protein COX11, mitochondrial (gene Cox11). Gene Ontology annotation, molecular function: copper ion binding. The coding region runs from base 121 to 840 and encodes 239 amino acids. The record is from RefSeq and is a predicted model, not a curated record. Lineage: Eukaryota; Metazoa; Arthropoda; Insecta; Orthoptera; Acrididae. The transcript has 5 exons. Gene Ontology annotation, cellular component: mitochondrial inner membrane.
AUUCGAUUGUUGAAUUUGUUUUUGUUGUGAUGGUCGGGAUUUAAAUGUCGUCUGUUACGAUAUGUCGGAAAGUGUUUAGGGAGAUGUAAACUUGGAACUGUGCAUUUUACCUGAAGGACAAUGUUCACAUGCGCCAGACAUUGCCUCAAACGAACUUCUGUGUUGUCAACAUGGCCAACGCAAUUCAUCAAGCAAAAGUUUCAUUCAUCUUCUUAUAGAACUCUGAAACGUAAGGACAGUGACUCCCAAACAGCGCAUCGAGGAAGGGAACAAAAGUUGAAGUCAACUUUGUACUAUUUAACUGCUGCAGGUGUUUUGACCGUCGGAUUUAGCUACGCUGCUGUGCCAUUGUAUAGAAUGUUUUGUCAGGCAUACAGCUAUGGUGGAACUGUCAGUAAACAUGAUGAUACAGGGAAAAUUGAAAAUAUGGAGAAGAAGUCUGACAGAGUCGUUAAAGUGAAAUUCAAUGCAGACUUGGGAGCAAGCAUGAGGUGGAACUUCAAACCACAACAGAAUGAAAUAAAGGUGCCAGUGGGUGAAACUGCAUUAGCAUUUUACACAGCAAGAAACCCAACUGACACGCCUGUUAUUGGAAUUAGUACUUACAAUGUGGUACCAUAUGAAGCAGGGCAGUAUUUUAAUAAAAUUCAGUGCUUCUGUUUUGAGGAGCAGCAGCUGAAUCCACAUGAAGAGGUGGACAUGCCAGUAUUUUUCUACAUUGAUCCAGAAUUUUCUGAAGAUCCAAAAAUGGAAUUGGUUGACACAAUUGUAUUGUCCUAUACAUUUUUUGAAGCAAAAGAAGGUCUUACAUUACCAGUGCCAUCAUUUGUACGAAAGUGAUAAACUGCUCUUAUAGUGUACAGAGAAGAAAAUCAGAUAUAUCAAUAAAAGUGGAAUGAUUUGUGACAAAA